Messenger RNA from Sander lucioperca (pikeperch), 233 nucleotides. Its product is annotated as UPF0329 protein ECU05_1680/ECU11_0050-like. The annotation marks the transcript as partial. Lineage: Eukaryota; Metazoa; Chordata; Actinopteri; Perciformes; Percidae. The record is from RefSeq and is a predicted model, not a curated record. The transcript is spliced from 2 exons.
GAGGACAGGAAGACCUCAGACAGACAGUUCAGAGAGAUGAGAGAGGAAGGGAGGAAAGGAGGAAAGAAGAAAGAAAGAAAAAGAAAGACAUUGAAAGAAGAGAGCGGGGAGGAAAGGGCCAAGAAAACAAGAAAGGACGACGAAAGGAAAAAAGCGAGAAAGAAAAGAGAGAAAAGCAAAGCACGAGAAAGAUACAGAAAGCCGGAAGAGAGAGUGAGAGGAAAGAGAGAAAG